Molecule: messenger RNA, 1226 nt
Organism: Uranotaenia lowii
Lineage: Eukaryota; Metazoa; Arthropoda; Insecta; Diptera; Culicidae
Exons: 4
Coding region: 116-1078 (320 amino acids)
Biological process (GO): sensory perception of taste
Cellular component (GO): membrane
Source: RefSeq, a predicted model, not a curated record
AAUCUGCUGUUCAACGCCCUAUCCACUUGAAUCCGAAAAAUUAACUAAAUAUGGAAAAAUUUGCAGAGGACUUCAAUCAGUCGGAGCAUUGCUGGUUAUUACUAUUUAUUCAGCCAUGUUGAUAUGCUCGAAAAUGUUCAAGAGCCAUAACGAAGAAUCAACAUUUUUCAUCAAAGCUAUAAACGUGAUGGAGAAUGUUUUCGACACAUUGAUAAUUACAUUGUUUUGUAUUGAGUGUUUGCACUACAGACGGGCAAUUCAAGCGUUCCUAAACGAUGUUGCUACAGUUUUGAACAAAUUCAAACCAAAGAUUGAUACACUGAUCAUUUCUUCUGUAAAGUAUGCCCUAGCUACAGUGAUUGUACUUCUGAGUAUACAAGUUAUAUUAACAGCAAAAAUGGUGUACGGUGAAGAAUUCCUGGAUGCUCUGCUAACAAUAUUUACUUUGAACAUUCCGUUAACACUUUCAACAGUACUUGUAAUUCAGUACUGUUUCUUUGCCAGCUUAAUAUUGUUAUCAAUAAAAGAGAUAAGAUUUACACUCAACUGUUACUUGAAUCCGCAAAUAACCGAUAUAGUUGGCAGCCAUGACAAAAUGUUGCAACAUGUACCCGACAUCGAUUCCAUCAGGAGGACUCACAUGAGCGUAUCCCUGCUGUUAGAUCAUCUUCAUCGUCUGGUUGGAAUUGUCCUAAUAGUUUUCCUAGCCGGCACAUUUGUGAACUUCAACAUAGAUUUUCUCGAUAUCUAUCGGUUGUUUAAUUCUGAACGCGCUACCUUUUGGCUGAAUGUUGAACUGAUGGGAUUCAUGGUUCUGCGCAUCGGGAAAGCCUUCAUGAUUGUAGUGCCCAAUACUUUGAUAAAAAAAGAGAACCAACAGAUUUCCAUUAUUCUGUGCAAACUUUCUGAGAAAGAUGUAAUGCGCUCCAGUGACAGUAUUGAUAAAUUUUUCAGGCAGCUAACGGAGUUGUCAAACGUUCAAUGGAUCUGUGGAACAAUAGAGCUGGGGAUGCCCCUCUUGGUAGCCGUAGAUGCUGAGCCUCCUUACCACCUACAUGAUCGUUCUUAUGCAAUUUGACAAAUCAUAAAUUAUAAUACUUUUCUUUAAGGAAAUAUGUAAAAGAAGAAGAUUAAUACUUUGAAAAGUGGAAUGGUAAAGAUAGAACGAGGAUAAUAGGAUACGAUAAUCCAUGCUAUUGACUUUGUCCUUUGUUAGUUGAAUGCGA